AUGAACCAAAUCAACGAGACCAAUGUGAGGGAGUUUGUCUUUCUAGCACUUACUCAAUUCCGGGAACUGGAGCUCUUCUUCUUCAUAGUCUUUCUUGCUGUGUAUGUGACAACUGUGCUGGGAAAUGCCCUCAUUGUGGUCACCAUCACCUGUGAGUCUCGCCUCCAUACGCCUAUGUACUUUCUCCUGCGAAACAAAUCAGUCCUGGACAUCGUUUUUUCAUCUAUCACUGUCCCCAAAUUCCUGGUAGAUCUUUUAUCUGAGAGGAGAACCAUCUCUUACAAUGGCUGCAUGGCACAGAUCUUUUUUUUCCACUUUGCUGGUGGGGCUGAUAUUUUUUUCCUCUCUGUGAUGGCCUAUGACAGAUAUCUUGCAAUCGCCAAGCCCUUACACUAUGUGGCCAUUAUGAGAAGACAGGUGUGGAUGACCUUGGUGAUAGCUUCCUGGGUGGGUGGUGGUUUGCAUUCAAUCGUUCAGAUAAUUCUAAUACUGCCACUCCCCUUUUGUGGCCCCAAUAUCCUGGAUGCCUUCUACUGUGACGUGCCUCAGGUGGUAAAACUUGCCUGCACAGAUACCUUUGUUCUGGAGCUUCUUCUGCUCUCUAACAAUGGACUGGUGACCCUGCUGUGGUUCUUUCUGCUCCUGGGAUCCUACACCAUCAUUCUGGUGAUGUUGAGAUCCUACUCUGGGGAGGGUCGGAACAAGGCCCUCUCUACCUGCACCUCCCACAUCCUGGUGGUGACUCUCCACUUCGUCCCCUGUGUUUACAUCUACUGCCGGCCUUUCACUACUCUGCCCAUGGACACAGCCAUAUCCAUCAACAACACGGUCAUCACCCCCAUGCUGAACCCUAUGAUUUAUACCCUGAGGAACAAGGAGAUGAAGUCCGCCAUGAGGAGACUGCAGAGGAGGCUCGGGCCUUCUGAGAGCAGUAAACUGGGCUGA
This is a messenger RNA of Tupaia belangeri chinensis (Chinese tree shrew), 945 nucleotides long. It is a transcript of the gene OR4D6, whose product is annotated as olfactory receptor family 4 subfamily D member 6. Lineage: Eukaryota; Metazoa; Chordata; Mammalia; Scandentia; Tupaiidae. Gene Ontology annotation, cellular component: membrane. The record is from RefSeq and is a predicted model, not a curated record. Gene Ontology annotation, molecular function: olfactory receptor activity; G protein-coupled receptor activity. The coding region runs from base 1 to 945 and encodes 314 amino acids. The transcript has a single exon. Gene Ontology annotation, biological process: G protein-coupled receptor signaling pathway.